AUGUCUGUGCUGAUGCCACAGCUGCUGAGGGGCCUAACAGGCCUCACCCAGCGGCUCCCGGUGCAGCGUGCCCAGAUCCAUUCCAAGCUGCCACAGGAGCAGCUCGGGACCAUGGAUGUUGCCGUUGGGCUCACCUCCUGCUUCCUGUGUUUCCUCCUGCCAUCGGGCUGGGUCCUGUCACAUCUGGAGAGCUACAAGAAGUGGGAGUGAAGGGGGCUGUCCUGUCCCUCACCCUGUGACCUGACCACCCCUGGCCUGUCCUGAUCAUGUCUGCUGCAUUCCUGGCCGGCCUUCCAUGGAUCAUGUCCUUCAAUUACAGUGACCUCUUCUACAAUCAUGACCUCUUGAUUUCUCCAUGGUGACAUCCUGGGACCAAACAUUUUGGUUUAUA
Nyctereutes procyonoides (raccoon dog) is the source of this 391-nucleotide messenger RNA. Its product is annotated as cytochrome c oxidase subunit 8A, mitochondrial-like. Gene Ontology annotation, biological process: mitochondrial electron transport, cytochrome c to oxygen. Lineage: Eukaryota; Metazoa; Chordata; Mammalia; Carnivora; Canidae. Bases 1 to 210 code for a protein of 69 amino acids. Gene Ontology annotation, cellular component: mitochondrion. The record is from RefSeq and is a predicted model, not a curated record. The transcript has a single exon.